UUUACGACACCCCUGUCUGCUUGUUGUGGACACAUUCCUCGCCGUAAUGUCUUUAUUUGUUAUAGCAUGAAGGAAGUCGCUUUUUGUGUUUCUCCGAUGCAGCAUUUCUCAGAAGACGUUGAGCUUUCCAACAGGCUGAAAAUCCCAAUCCUAGGGUUAGGAACGUCGCACCACGGUGGCUACUCACACGAUGCGGUCGUUUACGCCCUGCGGGAGUGCGGCGUCAGGCACAUAGACACGGCUAAAAGAUACGGCUGUGAAGAAGCCUUGUCCAAGUCGAUCACUGAGAGUCGAGUCCCACGUGACGAGCUGUGGAUCACCACCAAGCUGUGGCCACAGGAUUAUGGCUAUCAGAGCGCCAAGGAGGCCUGUCGGGCCUCGUGUGCCAGACUCGGGGUUGAGUAUUUAGAUCUGUAUCUGAUGCACUGGCCUGACUGUGGCGUCCCGGCCCGCUCCAACAGGGACGUCCGAGCCGAGACGUGGAGAGCGCUGGAGGAGAUGUGCGACGAAGGAUUGUGUCGUUCCAUCGGCGUGAGCAACUUCUUGAUCAGACAUCUGGAGGAGAUGAAAGAAGACGCCGGUGUGAUGCCUCAUGUCAACCAGGUGGAGUUUCAUCCGUUUCAGCAGCCGUGGCGGCUGGUGGAGUUUUGCCGCAGUGAAGGCGUAGCGUUCGGCGGUUACUGUCCUCUAGCUAAGGGCCAAGCGCUCAACCAUCCAGUCAUCGUGGAGCUGGCGCAGAAGUACGGACGAAACGCUUCACAGGUCUGCAUCCGCUGGAGCAUUCAGAAUGGGAUCAUCACCAUCCCGAAGUCUACCAAACCAGAUCGGAUUCUGGAAAACUGCCAGGUGUUUGGGUUCCAGCUGGAAGACACUGACAUGGCUGCCAUGCACGCAUUGCAUGAUGGGAGGCACGUGAGCUGGGACCCAACCCUCGUGGACUGAGCGCACACUGGUCUUUGGGUUCACGCUUUCCGAAGAGGACAUGCAGAGCAUCGGGCGAUUACACGCUGACAAAAAGCUCAUUCAUCUCAGCUACCCGCUCUGGAACGGAUAACGAUGACGACUCGGGUUCUGUGAUUUUGUGAAUUGUUGGGUCUACGUUAAAGUAAAAUAAAUAAAUCUGAACAUAGAGUUAGAUUUAGAACAUCUCUGGUUUGGGGAAACUACUACGGAGGAACUUUCUAGCAUCCAGAAGAUUUCUCACCAAGGAACUGUUGAGGAACCUCGACUGUGUUGGGUUUGUUGGAUCUUCUCUGUCGGCCUCCAGACAGCGAGUGUUUGUUCCUUAUGGACGAGAGUCCUGAGCAACAGUUGCUACACAAACAGAAGUACACUAUGUUGUUAAAAGUUUUUUCCAGGGGUUGGACUCGACCACUUGGUUCCAGUGAAAGGAACUCUUAAGGACAAUUUCCUGCUCACAAAUUGGUGGGAACAGUUUGGGGGUGACCCCUUCCUGUUCCAACAUGACUGUACACCAGGGCACAAAGCAAGGUCCAUAAAGACGUGGAUGAGUGAGUUUGGUGUGGAGGAACUUGACUGACCUGCACAGAGUCCUGACCUCAACCCCAUAGAACACCUUUGGGAUGAAUUAGAGCGGACACUGCGAGACAGGACAAAACUGGGACGUCUGCCUUUACAUGCACAUGAAUGUAAUAUGGAGUUGUCUCCCGCCCUUUGCAGCUAUAACAGCUUCAACUCUUCUGGGAAGGCUUUCCACAAGGUGUAGGAGUGUGUUUAUGGGAAUUUUUGACCUUUCCACUAGAAGCACAUUUGUGAGGUCAGGCACUGAUGUUGGACGAGAAGGUCUGGCUCACAGUCUCCGCUCUAAUUCAUCCCAAAGGUGUUCUAUGGGGUUGAGGUCAGGACUCUGUGCAGUUCCUCCACACCAAACUCGCUCAUCCAUGUCUUUAUGGACCUUGCGUUGGUCACUGGUCAUGUUGGAACAGGAAGGGGUCAUCCCCAAACUGUUCCCACAAAGUUGGGAGCAUGAAAUUGUCCAACAUGUCUUGGUAUGAAGCUGAAGCAUUAAGAGUUCCUUUCACUGGAACUAAGGGGCCGAGCCCAACCCCUGAAAAACAACACCUGAACUCAAAGAUUUGGAGGGGUGUCCCAAAACUUUUGGCAGUAUAGCGCAUCAUAUUCAUCAACAUAUUUAAUAAUGGAUUUUGAACAAAAAUGAUAAAAUAAAUAAAUAAAUCCGCACCGACUUGAGUGUCAA
This is a messenger RNA of Hemibagrus wyckioides, 2218 nucleotides long. RefSeq lists its product as uncharacterized. Lineage: Eukaryota; Metazoa; Chordata; Actinopteri; Siluriformes; Bagridae. The coding region runs from base 67 to 942 and encodes 291 amino acids. The transcript is spliced from 8 exons. Gene Ontology annotation, molecular function: oxidoreductase activity. The record is from RefSeq and is a predicted model, not a curated record.